CUGAGUCCUUCUUCCACCACCACCUGUCUGUCAGGGUGGAUGUCUGCCUCGCCUGUAGAUGGCAGCAGCGCGCCUGACGUGGGUCUAACCUUGCUAAAAUUAGACGAGAAGAAGAAGAAGACAAACUUUUUACCGGAAAAGAACACAUGCACAGAAGUAGUUGAAACCAGACCUCGCGCUGGUUGCUGUUCCUCCAGAGCUGCUCACAGACCUCACGGAGAGAUGCAGAGCGCCGGAGGCAGCGCCGAUCGGCCUCAUCCUCUGUUUGGAGGAGCGCUGUCAGCUGUCAUCCCCCACAGUGCCACAGACACCAGUGAGCUGAGGGAGAUCCCGGACAACCAGGAGGUGUUUGCUCACGCGCACACCGACCAGAGCCUCAUAGUGGAGCUGGUGGAGUACCAGGGCCAGGUGGCAGACGAGGACUCUGCCAGGUAUCACUUUGAGGACAUCGCAGGCAGCAACAAAGCUCUGGAGCCAGGUGCUUUUGAAGUGACCAGUGUCGUGGCUCUGCCCAAAUCUGACCUGUCCCUGUCAGAGUGCAGCUCAGCCUGGGUGCUAACUGGGACGCAGUGUGUUUCCAAGUUCAAUGAAGAGGCGAGGAAUACGGUGACCCUCCACCUGGGUGUGUUCCGUCUGCCACAGUUCACCACAGACAUCCUGAUCACCUUCAAUGACCCGCAGAGCAUCAACCCUGACAGCAGCAGUGCUGCUGCUGUGGAGACACACAGGGCGCCAUGGACCGUGCAAGACUUCCACCGCUUGUUGCAGACUCUGACUCUUCACAACCCUGGGCUGUUUGGAUAGAGUAGCUGCGACUAACCUCAGCUGAUUACGUUUAGCCUUUCUCUAUGACACAGGCAGGCUACAUUAAAACCUUGCAGGCCCCAUUAGAAUUUGACCGGCAGUAUGCUUUGGGUCCCAGCCCAAAAGUUUUGGAAGAUAUUCCUUAGAGCUUAUGUUCUGCUUUUGUCGUUGUCUUUGUUUUAGCAAUUAAAAGAAAAACAAACUGAAAACCAAUCAGAUAAAUAUGUGUGUUUUCGUGGUUACGCACGCAGACACAUUCAGCUAACUAAUACCAGCCUUGCCAGUAUUUGUAAUCCACAAACCCUACAAACUACUAGACAUUCAUUUAAUAACACCCAACUUGUGCUGCACUGCUCAGAUUUCCAUAUUUUUUUUUACAGAGGGUAAUAAAAACAUGCAAGUGAUAGCAAAGGUCAAAGCAGAGGUCAGAAGGUUAUGGGUGAAAUGAGAUUCUACAUAUAAUAUCCCUCUGGUGCAGUUAAAGUGCAGGUAUUAUUCAUGGAUUCUCAGUGUCUUCAGUGGGACUCGGGUUUGGUCAUAAACAAUGAAAACUGAGAGGACGAGUCCCAGCAGGAAUAUGUAUUAGGUCAACUGUUUCCAUCAUUUACUGCAGUGGUCUCAUGGUGGAGUAAUUCAUUAGCCUGAACCUUGGAAAAAAUAAGAGACACUUCAUUUAAGGUGAAUUUAGUGAGGUACAAAAUUUAUGGAAUGGAAAAUGGCUUUUAUUAAUGGUUGCUUUGAAGUUAAAACCAUCCGUUUUGACUACACAAUAGAAGCCAUUUUCCCUCCGUUACAUCUGCUCCUAUUUGAACAAAAAAUGGUUUUAACUUGAGUCUGCUGUUAAAUAAGACUCACUUCCGCAGGGGAAUUCAGGUAAGUCUUGCGUAACAAAGGAAGAGGAAGCACAGUCUGUCUCCUUAAAGCCACAUCAAACCCUCCUCAUCCUCUGGUGCAAUCAUGAUGGAUUAAGAUCUCAUAAAGCCAGGCAUCCUUUCCUCUCAGCGAUCCCAGUGUAGCACAUUCCUUCAUUAACCGCAGCAUCAACAGAGUCACAACAGCAAAGUCUCCUUCUGACUACCUUGGAUAAACAUGCUGUUAUUGGUUCUGUUUGCAGUAAAGUCUACAAACAUCCUGUCUUUUAGACCUGAUGAUUGUUUGGGAAAUGGCAUUUGACUUGGAGGUCACGUCAGGAGACAAUUUUCCAAACACUGUGGACUUAAAAGCUUUCUCCAGCUCCUGUAAACAGCCUACAACAGAGUUGCUCCUGGGCUACUUACAGUGCAGUGGUCUCAAACUUUUUGCAUAAUGAUACUUGUCAUGUGCAGAUGCACAUACAGAAUAGUGAACAAAAGAACGAGUGUUUCUUUCUAUGUUGUUUCAUUUGGGGGAGAAAAACAAUUUUAGUGACCUCUUGUUCUUGUAAAAACAUCUUCCUUGUAUCUCUGUUGGCUUUAGUUUUUUUUAGUUUGGCUAUUUAUGAAACAUAUAUGUAGAGAUCUCAUGGGCUCUGUGUAUGCAGCAUAUUAAAAACCAGCUAUAUCAUAAGUUUUAUCACAUUUUUGUCUAAUGGAAGCAUGUAGUACUGCUGGUGAGGUUGACUCAUGUUUAUCCAGACAUUGUACAAAGUGGAGAAUGUCAUUAGAAUAAUGAUGGUAAACUGCUGUUAAGACAGGAGUCAGAGUAGCCACAAAACAACAGCAUGUUCUUUAAUCCAACUCCUUCUUAGGUGACAAUGUAAUAUUAUUUAAAUCCUCUGAAAAGCCGUAGGCAGUACCUGUGAGGGCCCCACUGCAGGCUACAGCACUGACAGUAACAGUGUUUACUCUGAGUCACAGAGGAAAACUGAGGGAUGCCUCCAUACUGAUGUCUUUGACCUCUAGUGACCUGAAGUCUGGCACUCAUCUUCCACAUUCUGCUAAAAAAAAACUUGGCUGACAGGUAAAGUGACAUCUUACUGAUGAAGACAAAUACAGCUUUCCUGUUCCUUUUCACAACAACUGGCUACUUCCUGACAAGUCCCUAAACCAAACUAGAGGCCCAAGGAAACAUCAUUCCAAACAUUUCAUGACCUACAGCAGCUCUUUUUUUUGUCAAGAAGUGUUGCUUUUCAACAACCAGGUGUAAUCAGUCUUGGAUAUAGUAGAUGAAAUAUUCAAUAAAACACACAAAAUGACUUGUCAGUAAGAA
Molecule: messenger RNA, 2991 nt
Organism: Toxotes jaculatrix (banded archerfish)
Lineage: Eukaryota; Metazoa; Chordata; Actinopteri; Toxotidae
Gene: rangrf
Product: RAN guanine nucleotide release factor
Exons: 2
Coding region: 40-804 (254 amino acids)
Biological process (GO): heart contraction; protein import into nucleus; regulation of sodium ion transmembrane transporter activity
Cellular component (GO): nucleus
Molecular function (GO): sodium channel regulator activity; small GTPase binding; guanyl-nucleotide exchange factor activity
Source: RefSeq, a predicted model, not a curated record